AAUACCGGCAUUUUAGUCUCCUCCUCACAUUUCUACUUUCCUUUUAUAAAUAAACCAUGAGAGGCUUACUCACUGCUUGUCAAAUCCUAACAAAAUCAUCAUUCGCUCUCUCCAACUACACUAACUUCACCUGCCGAACAUACGCGAUCAUGGCUACUUCUGGGACCGAGGAGUUUGUCAAAGGAAUUGUUCAUCCAAACGGCGUCGCUGUCAUCACUCUCGAUCGUCCCAAAGCUCUCAACGCCAUGAAUCUAGAUAUGGACAUAAAAUACAAGAAUUUUCUUGAUGAAUGGGAAUCAGACCCAAGGGUCAAGUGUGUGCUGGUUGAGGGUAGCUCACCUCGUGCCUUCUGUGCAGGUAUGGAUAUCAAGGGGGUUGCUGCUGAAAUUCAACGAGACAAAAACACACCUCUCGUGCAAAAGGUAUUUACUGCAGAGUAUUCUCUGAUAUGCAAAAUUUCUGACUACAAGAAACCAUAUUUGAGCUUCAUGGAUGGCAUAACAAUGGGUUUUGGAAUUGGCCUGUCUGGUCAUGGUCGCUACAGAAUUAUAACAGAGAGGACUGUUCUAGCCAUGCCAGAAAAUGGAAUUGGCUUAUUCCCAGAUGUUGGAUUUUCAUAUAUCGCGGCAAAAAGUCCAGGAGGAGGAUCAGUUGGUGCUUAUCUUGGAUUGACUGGAAAAAGGAUUUCCACGCCUUCUGAUGCAUUGUUUGUUGGACUUGGAACAGAUUAUGUCCCAUCUGGGAAUGUAGGUCCUCUAAAGGAGGCCCUUUUGGCAGUUACCUUUUCCGAGGAUCCAGAUCAGGAUAUCAAAGCACUUUUGGCAAAAUACAAGACUGAUCCUGAGAAUGAGGCCCAUUUGAAGUCACUUUUACCUCAAAUAGUUUCAUCCUUUGGACCCAAAAGGUCAGUUAAGGAGAUAUUUGAAGAGCUUAAAAAACAUCAAUCAAGUCGUGAAGCCUCAGUGGUGCAGUGGGCUAAUGAGGCUCUUCAAGGUCUUGGAAAAGGUGCUCCAUUUUCACUUUGUUUGACGCAAAAGUAUUUCUCCAAAGUUGCAUCAGCAUAUGGAAAAUCUGACAAUGAAUUAUCCAAGCUAACUGGUGUGAUGAAAACUGAAUAUCGAAUUGCUCUAAGAUCUGCUCUACGAGGUGAUUUUGCUGAAGGUGUCCGGGCAGUCUUAGUGGACAAAGAUCAGAAUCCAAAGUGGAACCCAUCAAGCUUGGAGGAAGUUGACGAAAGUGAAGUGGAAGCUGUGUUUAGACCACUUGGCGCAGACAUUCAGGAAUUUAAAGCUUGAGGUUUUGAACUGAAGAAGUUGAAAGCUUCCUUGAUCGGCCUAGUUUUAUUUAUCGUGGCGGUAAUUCUACUGAACCAAAUUAUUCUCUUCAAAGUUAAAAGAGAAAAUAAAUUUGUUGAGAAUGAAAACAUGAAUAAAAUUAUAAUAAAAUUCAAGUUAAUCGA
Messenger RNA from Mangifera indica (mango), 1459 nucleotides. Its product is annotated as 3-hydroxyisobutyryl-CoA hydrolase-like protein 3, mitochondrial. The coding region runs from base 57 to 1295 and encodes 412 amino acids. The record is from RefSeq and is a predicted model, not a curated record. Lineage: Eukaryota; Viridiplantae; Streptophyta; Magnoliopsida; Sapindales; Anacardiaceae. Gene Ontology annotation, cellular component: cytosol. The transcript has 10 exons. Gene Ontology annotation, molecular function: 3-hydroxyisobutyryl-CoA hydrolase activity. Gene Ontology annotation, biological process: L-valine catabolic process.